UAAAAAAAUUCACGCCGGUUAAAAAUAACAACAACUUCGCCGUCGUCGUUUGCUACUAGUCUUCCUCGCUUCUAUCGCAAACUCAAUCAAAUAAUCCCAGUAAGCUUCUCCGAUCCUCCUCUUACUCCAUUCCAAGUUACGUUACAGAUAAAGGACUUUGAAGCUUUUGAUUUGAUGGAAAGCAACGGAAGAAUCCAUCCAUCUCAUCAUAUGAGGCGUCCUCUUCCUCCAGGUCCCGGCAGUAUUGCGCAUCCGGAGGCUUUUGUUGGUCACGGUGCUAUACCACCGCCUUCUGCUGCUCAGGGUGUGUAUCCUUCUUACAACAUGUUGCCACCACAUGAAGUUAUGGAGCAAAAAUUCGUGGCACAACACGGGGAACUACAGAGGCUUGCUAUAGAGAAUCAGAGACUUGGUGCAACUCAUGGUAGUUUAAGACAAGAGCUAGUUGCAGCGCAGCACGAAUUGCAGAUGUUGCAAGGGCAAAUUGGGUCGAUGAAGUCUGAGAGAGAGCAACGGAUGAGGGGUCUUGCUGAGAAAGUUGCGAAAAUGGAGACUGAGCUUCAGAAGUCUGAGGCUGUGAAGUUGGAGUUGCAACAAGCACAUGCUGAGGCACGUAGCUUGGUUGUGGCGAGGGAAGAGCUUAUGCCUAAACUGCAUCAGUUGACUCAAGAACUUCAGAAAGCUAGUUCAGAUGUGCAGCAAAUACCUGCUCUGAUGUCUGAACUUGAGAGUUUAAGACAGGAGUACCAGCAGUGCAGGGCAACAUAUGAUUAUGAGAAGAAAUUUUACAACGACCAUCUCGAGUCACUUCAGGCAAUGGAGAAGAAUUACAUGACUAUGGCUAGGGAAGUAGAAAAACUUCAAGCACAGUUAAUGAACAGUGCAAAUUCAGACAGAAGAGCCGGUGGCCCUUAUGGUAGCAACAUAAAUGCUGAAAUGGACGCUUCUGGGCAUCAGAGUGGAAACAGUUACUAUGACGAUGCUUAUGGUCAUCAGGGAUAUAUUCCUCAACCAGUUGCUGGUAACGCAACUGGACCAAAUCCAGUAGUUGCUGCAUCCCAAUACCCUUAUCCAACUCAGCCAGGGUACUACCCUCCAAGACCCGGUUACAACUUCCCAAGAGGACCCCCUCCUGGUUCAUAUGACCCAACAACAAGGUUACCCACAGGACCAUACGGCGCUCCAUACCCACCUGGACCAUCCAACAAUACUCCGUACGGGUCAGCUGCAACAGCCUGUGCACACGGAAACCCUAGUCGCAGAUGAGGCCAUCAGUACAUAAUAUAAUAACUCACCAGCUAUAUUCCUUCAACUGUGGAAUUGUUGCCGGUCUGGCUAAUUUAUGGGUAAAGAGAAGUUGGUACAGUGGUGAACUUUUGAGUGCUAUUAUGUGUUUUCUUCAAGUUUUGGUGACGUUUAAUUGUGAUACUAAAAGAGAUGUAAAAAUCGGAACAAAGAAGAUACAUUUUUUGUUCGUUCUUUCACCAAUUCUUUUGCCUA
Messenger RNA from Camelina sativa (false flax), 1500 nucleotides. Its product is annotated as protein FLX-like 2. NCBI's taxonomy places the organism in Eukaryota, Viridiplantae, Streptophyta, Magnoliopsida, Brassicales, Brassicaceae. The record is from RefSeq and is a predicted model, not a curated record.